AUGAGGAAUUUCGUUGAGAAAUUGGUGCUCUCUUUACUAUGGAUCUCCCUGUUCCAAGGGUGCAUGGUCCAGUCUGUGGAAUAUGAUCAUACAGCUAGUAUUGAGUGCCUCCGUGAUCCGAUGAAGCCCCUCUACAAGGGCGGCAUCAUCCAGAACAGCGAGUUCAACAACGGCCUCAUGGGGUGGUCGACGUACCGGAACAUCAAGGCCGGCGUCGGCAAGUCGGCGUCCGGCAACAGGUUCGCCGUGGUGCAAGGCGCGAUCAGCUCCCUGUUCAGUGCCGCCGGCGACGCAGCCGCCUCGCAGUCCCACAGCGUCUACCAGAAAGUCCAGAUGCAGGGCGACACCCACUACUCGCUAUCAGCAUGGCUGCAAGUGUCGGCCGGCACGGCUCACGUGAGGGCGGUGGUCAAGGCCCCCAACGGCGAGAACAUCACCGCCGGUGCCAUCGACGCCCAGUCCGGCUGCUGGACCAUGCUCAAGGGCGGCAUGACCGCGCAUUCCUAUCACUCCGGACAAGGAGAGGUCUUCUUCGAGAGCGACACCCCCGUGGACAUCUGGGUGGACAGUGUUUCCCUGCAGCCCUUCUCCUUUGAUGAAUGGGACGCCCACGCCCGCCGGUCCGCCGAUAAGGCUCGCCGGAGCAUGGUUAAGGUCGUCGCGAGGGGCCCCGACGGGCAGCCAAUGCCGAACAUGAGCGUCAGCAUCCAGCUCCUCCGCACAGGGUUCCCGUUCGGCAACACGAUGACCAAGGAGAUCAUCAGCAACCCAGCCUACGAGAAGUGGUUCUUCUCGCGCUUCACGGUGGCCACCAUGGAGAACGAGAUGAAGUGGUACAGCACGGAGUGGAACCAGAACCAAGAGGACUACAAAAUCCCGGACGACAUGCUCAAGAUGGCUCAGAAGUACGGCGUCAAGGUGCGCGGGCACAACGUGUUCUGGGACGACCAGAACUCGCAGAUCAAGUGGGUGCGCCCGAUGGGCGUCGACCAGCUCAAGGCGGCGAUGCAGAAGCGGCUCAAGUCGGUGGUGUCGCGGUACGCCGGGAAGGUCAUCCACUGGGACGUGCUCAACGAGAACCUGCACUUCAACUUCUUCGAGACCAAGCUGGGCCCCAACGCGUCGCCCAUGAUCUACCAGCAGGUGGGCCAGAUCGACCACAACGCCAUCCUCUUCAUGAACGAGUUCAACACGCUGGAGCAGCCCAUGGACCCCAAUGGCACGCCCACCAAGUACAUCGCCAAGAUGAAGCUCAUCCAGGGCUACCCCGGCAACGGCGGCCUCAAGCUCGGCGUCGGCCUUGAGAGCCACUUCUCCACGCCCAACAUCCCCUACGUCAGGGGCGCCCUCGACACGCUCGCGCAGCUCAAGCUGCCCAUGUGGAUGACCGAGGUCGACGUCGUCAAGGGCCCCAACCAGGUCAAGUACCUCGAGCAGGUGCUCAGGGAAGGCUACGCCCACCCAGGGGUGCAGGGCAUCGUCAUGUGGGCCGCAUGGCACGCCAACGGAUGCUACGUUAUGUGCCUCACCGACAACAGCUUCAAGAACCUCCCCGUCGGUGCCCUCGUAGACAAGCUCAUCGCCGAGUGGAAGACGCACGCGACGUCUGCCACCACCGACGCCAAUGGGCUCGUCGAGCUCGACCUCGCCCACGGCGACUACAAGUUGACGGUGAACCACCCUUCUUCGCUAGCCGCGUCCCACACCAUCACGGUGGAUGCAGCGUCAUCCGAGCACACCAUCAGUUUGAAAGUGUAG
Molecule: messenger RNA, 1758 nt
Organism: Triticum urartu
Lineage: Eukaryota; Viridiplantae; Streptophyta; Magnoliopsida; Poales; Poaceae
Product: endo-1,4-beta-xylanase 4-like
Biological process (GO): carbohydrate metabolic process
Molecular function (GO): hydrolase activity, hydrolyzing O-glycosyl compounds
Source: RefSeq, a predicted model, not a curated record